UCUUGCAAAAAAAACGGACAAAAAACCGCAGAACCAUCAAUGCGUGCAUUUGACCAGUACUUAAGCUGAGCAUGCAGCGAGAGUCGGCAUUCUUUGUGCGUAACAGACGGCCUAGACAUGAAAGGACUGUAUCUUUGCCUCUUAGUGAUAGUAGCAGUUGAAGCUGUUAGAUCACAAGGUCCUCCAACAAGGACAAAGAAAGGUAGACGUCCGUCACGCCCAAAUGACAACCCCGACUAUGGACUGCCAUCAGGUGCUGACAUUCCCGACGGUCGUCGUAUGAGCGCAGGAAGACCAGCUGCAGCUUCUCCGCCCCCAGCAGCAAGACCCGCGGCAAAGCCCGCAGCAAGGCCAGCGGCAAGACCCGCAGCAAGGCCGGCGGCAAGACCUGCAGCAGCGCCAGCGGCAAGACCCGCGGCAAGACCCGCACCAAGACCUGCAGCGAAACCAGCAAGACCCGCGGUUACAACACGUACACGAGCAGGCCCACCACCACCAAACCGUGGCGGUCGCUUCAACGACAACCCCGACUUCGGACUUCCAUCUGGCCGAGACUGGCCAGACGCAAGAAGAUAUAUCCCAUUUGCAGCCCCUGCACAGCCCCGAUUCCCUGUUGCACCAGCUCCUCCAGCUCCAGUUGCUCCAAUGCAUGACUGUGACUACUAUUGUCAAUUCAAACCAGUCAAGCCAGUCUGCACCAUUUACGGAAACGAAUACGAUAAUGACUGUUACAGGAAAUGCCGAAAUGAGCCACGUGAUUGCGAAAAUGUGUGCCCAUGUGACUCCAAUGGCUCUGCUCCAGACCCAGCACCCGUUGUGCCAUCUAACCCAUGGGCUGGGCCAUGCAAUUACUGUAACAGCGAGGAAUACAGUCCUGUCUGUGUCGACAACGAGGAGAACUUGCCAAACGAAUGCUUUGCAAGAUGCGAGGGCAAGACGGUUACUUGUACGUCAUCAUGUCCAUGCAAUUAAGUGAGGUAGGAAGGGAACAGAAAACCAAGCGGCGGGCAUUACAAGACAAAGCCGUAUGACGUCACAUCACGUGCCAGUAGUAGUGUUUCAUGUUUAUGUGUAAAACCUGUUUUGGGAAACUUUGAAACUCCUAAUUUGUUCGUUUGUUGUUACUUGUUUAAAGAUCAAAGAGAAUAAGAUCACCAAAAAACGUU
Molecule: messenger RNA, 1166 nt
Organism: Mercenaria mercenaria
Lineage: Eukaryota; Metazoa; Mollusca; Bivalvia; Venerida; Veneridae
Product: keratinocyte proline-rich protein-like
Exons: 4
Coding region: 118-972 (284 amino acids)
Source: RefSeq, a predicted model, not a curated record